GGUUUGUUGUUGCACAACAUGGAGAAAUAACCGGGAGAAAGGAGAGGACUGACCAGUGACCACGAGACAAGAAGGUGGAUAACAUUCCAUGUUCUUUGGUUAAACUUGUUAUGCUGAUAAUAAAGGACAAAAGCUUGAUAUCAAUUCUGAAGUGGAUCAGACUUGUCAACUGACAAUGGAUGGUGACCAUGAAGCUGAAGAAAGUGAAAAAGUUAGAAGCUAUGGUAUUGAAAUAGACCGUCAGAAGAUCAAGAGGAUUCCUGAAAAUGAGCAAAGUACUGCCUUGAAAGACUUGGGUGUUAGCAUUUAUGAGCAAGAAGAAUUUGAAGAGAGUGUGCUUCAGCAAGUUGAUGAUGCCAUUGAAGAACAGAAAAGAAGGAUUUCAAUCAAAGCAGCAGAAAAGAAUCUACAAAAUAUAAAAGAUGAUAUCAAAUCAGCUGAAGCAGAGAUAGAGAAAGUAGAAAAAGCAAUAUCUGCAUGUCAAGGUGCUGCCUCUAAUGACUAUCAUGUUAAAAGGAGUUUGGCCUCUUUAAACAGCCAUAAAGAAACGAAGGUAAAGCAGCUUGAGAGGCUUCGUGCCAGAGAAAAAUAUGCUUGCAAAGACCUUGACGAGCUUAUUUCAAAGAUCAAUGAGAAUAAAGUUGAUGGUUCUGUUAAAGAGCACAGAAAUUUUGAUUUGGAAGAAUUUGGAAUGGUCGACUUCGAAGGUACGAAAGAGUUACAUACAGAAUUUCACGUGAACAAACCUUCGACCUCUAAACAGAGUCAAGAGGAAAGUUUUGAGCAAGAUGAUUUUGUUAAUAAAUAUGACAGAAUCAAACGAAGAAAAAGGCAGCUAGAUAUUCGAAAUGAGUUCAGCGAUAGUUAUUCAUCAUCAGAAGAGUAUAUCCCAUACCCAGACGAAGUAAGUGACGAUCUAACAAGUGAAGAAGAUGAAGAAGAUAAUAAUCUAAGAUCCAAAGCCACCUACGUCCCUAAAAAGAAACAAAAACAAGAAAUAGGAAUGCACCACCAGGCAAUGAAAGCAAAGCUUAAAUCUAAAAAGUCUAAAACACCAAAGAAAGUUGUUGACGAUGGAAAUAUAAUUGCAUACCAACAACGAAUUAAAGAACUGAGGCUGAAAAACCGUCUUAAAAAGACGGGUAGUCUCGAUACAGUUGCAGAUUCUGAUUUAAGUGAAGACGAAGAAAACGAUGACAAAGAGAUCGCAUUAAAAGGAGGAUUCAGUCUCCCUGUUAAGUUAUGGAGGAAACUUUACAAGUAUCAACGGACUGGUGUUAAGUGGCUUUGGGAGCUUCACUGUCAGGAUGUUGGAGGCAUAUUAGGGGACGAAAUGGGGCUGGGAAAAACCAUCCAAAUUAUCGCAUUUUUAACUGGCCUUAGGAAUUUGCUGCAUAAAGAUAACAGGUUUGGACCGACAAUUAUCGUAUCACCAGCAACUGUACUUCAUCAGUGGGUUAAAGAAUUCCACAAGUGGUCUCCUGAGUUCAGAGUUGCAGUUCUUCAUGAAACUGGUUCUUUCCUUGGUCGAAGGGAAGCUCUCAUAAACCACAUUGCGAAGGACAAAGGUGUGGUUGUGACGUCAUACACAAACCUGCGAAUUCACCAAGAUGAGCUGCUUCGAUAUCAGUGGGAAUACAUAAUUUUGGAUGAGGGACAUAAAAUUAGAAAUCCGGAUGCGGAAAUCACUCUUACCUGUAAGCAGUUUGCAACUUCUCAUCGCCUCAUUCUGUCUGGAUCCCCACUGCAAAAUAACCUCAGAGAGCUGUGGUCCUUGUUCGAUUUCAUAUACCCUGGCAAACUGGGGACCCUUCCGGUGUUUAUGUCGGAGUUCGCAGUGCCGAUAACUGCAGGUGGAUAUGCCAAUGCAACUGAUGUCCAAGUUCAAAUAGCCUACAAAUGCGCCUGUGUUUUAAGAGACACUAUCAGUCCUUAUUUACUGCGACGAAUGAAGAAAGAUGUAAACACGAGUCUUAAUCUGCCAACUAAGAACGAACAGGUGCUGUUUUGUCGUUUGACGGAAGAGCAAAGGGAUUUGUACAAACGAUAUAUCAAUUCAAGAGAUGUCGUUUCAAUUCUAUCUGGAAAGAUGAAGGUUUUCCCUGGACUGAUUAUGCUACGGAAGAUAUGCAAUCAUCCAGAUUUGUCUAGUUCUGCUGGAUCACUUGACUGGAUGAAUUCAACAAAAGAAUCUGCUGAAUCUGAAACAAAUGUCGAUGGCAAACCUGGAGGUGAUUAUGGAUUCUGGAAACGGUCAGGGAAAAUGAUAGUUGUAGAAUCCCUUUUGCGAUUAUGGAAAGAACAGAACCACAAAGUAUUAUUGUUUUCCCAAACAAGACAGAUGCUGGACAUUUUGGAAUCGUUUGUCAAGGAAUCGUCUUAUUCCUACCUACGAAUGGAUGGCUCCACAUCUGUUGGAUCACGGCAACCUUUGAUUGAAAAGUUCAACCAGGACAAAUCAAUUUUUGUAUUUUUACUUACUACUCGCGUGGGUGGCCUUGGUGUCAACCUGGUCGGUUCUAAUCGUGUGAUUAUUUUCGAUCCGGACUGGAAUCCGAGUACAGACACACAGGCCAGAGAGCGCUCAUGGAGGAUAGGACAAGAGAGGCAUGUUACCAUUUACAGGCUGCUAACAACCGGGACUAUUGAAGAGAAAAUCUACCAUAGGCAAAUAUUCAAACAAUUUCUCACCAAUCGGGUUUUGAAAAAUCCAGCGCAAAGAAGGUUUUUCAAGUCAAAUGACCUCUAUGAACUGUUUUGUUUGGGAGACGAAGGACCCCGGAAUAACACAGAGACGAAUGCAAUUUUUGCAGGCACUGGGUCAGAAAUAAAACUUGGGGGAAACAAGGAUAAAUUGCAAAAAGUAGGAAGUAAAGCAGUAAAGAAAAUAAAAAAAGACAUAAGGACAAAUAUUACGAAAAAGUCAAAACAGAGAUUUGUUAAAGAAACAUCGUCAACUGUUAUUUCAACCGAAGAUCCGGAGAAUCUCGAUAAAAAACAAAGAGAAAGGACUCAAACAGAUAAAAUACAAAAGGACACCUCGAACUGUCAAAAAGAUGUUUGGUCGAUAAGAGGGGAUGACAUUCCUGCUCAAUGUGAGAUGAUUUCAAAAGAUGGUGUUGUAGGCGAAGAUGCAGGUAAUGCAGAUUCAAAAAUUGCGGAUAAGUUUAUUUGCACACCUCGAAACAUCUCUGAGAAUGGAGAAGCUAGUGAGCUUCCACAAAAAGACUCUGAGACUGAGAAAAACUUGAUCUUAGCAAAGAACUCGAUUCAAGCUAGUAGUUCAAAGAGAUGUAUAAUUGAACAAGGAAAGAAGAAAAAGAAGAAACGAAAGCGCAAAAAUGCAGAAGUCGAAGGGACAGAAAUAGACUUUUUAGAUAAAAACACGCGGCAUCAGCACAAAGAUGAAGAACAAGAUGUUAAGAAAAAGGAUGAAGAUGUCUUAAUGGCAAUAUUUGAUAAAACAGGUGUACACAGUGCUUUGAAGCAUGACAAAAUAGAAGAAUCAGGAAACCCAGAUUAUGUUCUCGUAGAAAACGAAGCAAAGCGUGUGGCGAAACAUGCUGCCGAUGCUCUUCGAAAGUCUCGCGCUUUGUGUCGAAACGCCGAAAUUGGGGUCCCUACCUGGACGGGGAAUAACGGAUCAGCUGGGCUUACAUCAAAGAAACCCCGGUUCGGAAUGAAACGAAAAUCUCUUGUGCAGAAUACUAGUGAUUCUUCAACUUCUAAAAAGACCUCUUUCGAUGGCUCAGAGUUAAUAGAGAAAGCAAAUACUGAAGACUUGUCAUCGGCAAGUUUGUUGAAUAAAAUGCGAGCUCGUAAGGCACUUGAAGGACGUUCAGCGGAGGCAGAAUUGGACCAUAAUCAGUAUCGUAUUCAAGGUCAAGCAUACGGUUCGGAAGAAGAAGAACUAAUUAAAGAGAUCAGGCAUUUCGUUGCACUACGAGCAAAACAUACAGGGCAGGCAACGACGCAAGAAAUCUUGAAAGAGUUCAAAGCGAAAAUUGAUGGACACAAAAAUGCUCUUUUUAAAGAGAUGCUCAAGCACGUUUGCUAUUUUAGAAAAGAAAACGGGGAGGGUACCUGGUUUCUAAAGGAAGAAUACAAUUAGCUUACUUUUGUAACAGCAUUAUUUUAAUAUUGCCGUUAUGCUAACAGUGGAUAUAAUCUUAGAAGACCCAAGGAUGCUUAGCCACGACACAGAAUCAAAGUUCCGACCCAUUCAGAUCCUGCUUACACCACGGCUGCUCUACUGCUCUGUUUUUCCUUUCACAAAACAACGACUUCACAUCUUAGAUUUAGUUGGAAAUAAUAUAUAAUAGUUUUUAUCUCUUAACAGCAUUGUGUUUCGUCAAUCUAAACAGUUAUUGGUAUAUAAUAUUUUGUUUAAUGUUCAGUUAAACUGUUUAUUUGAAAACUAAGAUGUCACCAGAGCGAAAAAAUUUUUUUUUGUUUAUCACUCUGAGUAGCAAGAACUCGUUUUGUGAGGCUGGGAAACAGCGGCUUAUCUGGUGAACCAUUUGCCUUAGUCUCUCUUAAUGCAUAUCUAAAAUCCAUUUAUCCUACCUUAAAGCCCCGUUUUUAUCAUUUUCGGAAAAAUCGUGCUUUCAAGCCUUUCAAGCCUGGUUUUACUUUAUCAGAGUUUGUCUUUGAAAAAAGCAAACAUUUGAGUAAACUAAAGCUUUCGUCUGACACUCUUCAGAGUUUAAAACGUCAGAACAUAGAUCGAAAACUCUACGCUAGGAAAUAUAUAUACCCAGUUGUGGAUCGAAAUAGGCCAAUCAGAAACGCGAGCACUGUUGAGAUGACUGUUGAGGUUGACCAAUCAGUGCCGCUUGCCUAUUGAGAAUGUUACCAAUGGAGUCCUAAGAUGAAAACGAACUCCUUUUGUCUACAAAAUAGCGGUUUUUUCGUGCUAAUGUAGAUAGAUUCCAAAACUGCUAGAUGGAAUGACGAACGGGCUUUACCAAUAAUACGAAACAUGUCGCCAUUAUAGUUUGCACUCCUACCUCACAAAAGAGUCCCGUUUAGAUCUGUGUUGGACCCCAUUAUAUCGAAGUACUAUGAAUAAUUUUCAACCAUAUUGCCCUAUGGGUGCAAGCAAGUGACGGUUUCAAGUUGAACAUUUCUCGACUGCUAAUAGGAAGCACUGAAACUGGGAGGAUUAAUGCGAAAAGCUUCACUGAGAUGUAACGACUGAGUACUGUGAAUUUUGCAGAUAUCUUGUCUCUGCGGACUUUUUGUUCUGUUUGUAUGCCAAUAUUUCUCAAAAUGUGUUAAGUUAAGAGACAGUUGUCCCCGACCCCCUAUAAUUUCUUCCACUUAUGUAGUGCUAGGAAUUGAGAUGACGACCCAAAAUAUGGCAGGUAUAAGAAAAAUAUUGGAGCAAUCUCAGCCUCUGUCCCUCAACCCUGUGCUCCAUGUCUCCAUAAUUUAGUCCCAGAAAUGUAGUUCAAAUCUAGGCACAGAAAUGUUUAUUUGAGAUCCACUCAAUCUGCGCCACCACAUUGGUCUACAAUACUUUACACCUAGUUACUUCAGGCUCUGGUACCUAGGGUACUGUCCCUCAUCUCUUAUAACCAUGUAUUCUGUAACCUGCGUGCAGACUUAACAGGCUAUGUAUCCUGUGCUUUGACCCUAGCUGGAUUUUGUCAACCGUUUUGUUCAGUUGACCAUAGUAUCUCUAUGGCUGCUCCAUGGAAACAGAGGACCCUUCGCCAUUGAUUAUUCACAAUAGGCAACGUCAUAUAUUUGCUAAUCUAAGUGAGGCUGCAUUGCAAAUAGUAAUUAUGCUUUUGUCGGGCAGUAAGUAGAUGUCUGUAUGUCUGUAACUAAGCAUCCUAAGAUAAAGGACCUUUGAUGACUCUAUAGCAGGUCUACGUCAUUUCUAUGCCCACGUCAAAAUUGUCAACGAUAAUUUGAUAUGGUAUUUGAAUAUAAUAAAGAGAAAUAAUGGUAUUCCCGGAAUUUUUGCACGCCUAGUGAUUUUGUCAUGGGAAAUUUUGGGAGCAUGGGCUCUCAGAGCCUUGUUAUUUGUUCUGCGUCAGCCUCGAAAAGAAAUUUCCUUGCCGAUGGGUUUAUAUCCAAUUUAAUUUCUUGUUGAAUAAGAAAUAAUUACUUCAGAAGCAAAAUUUACUCCUUUUUGACGAUCUUCAAGUAAAGAGAGAGUUGAUCUUUGAAGUACAUUUUCCCUAACGUAGUGAAGCACUGAAUAAAUAACGUUAAAGUGAAGAAACAGUUUUGAGAAUCUUGAUCUCUGUAUUGAAUGCUAACACUAAUUUUUUAUAAGAAAUAUAAGUCGAGUACCCCCAGACAUUGAGUACUGUACCCCCAGUAAGCUCCACUAUUCAUUACUUCUUCGACGUUUCUUAUUUUGUUGUUAUUGAUCCGUCUCUGACUCCUUAUGAGAGACUGUGAUUAUGUGCGACUGAUUUGCGUUGCUUGGUGAGUAUCUCAAGAUUAAAAUUUUGUGUUGUUGUCUCGUUUUUAAGGCUUUGUCCUGGUUACGGCUCCAGCAAAAGGAUGCCCACAUUGGUAGGGCACUGGCAUGUCACAACACGAAGAGGGCAUUUGAACAUCGAGUCACUUGGUGCUUCCUGUGACGUAUGGCAGGCGGUUCAGAGUUACCAUGCCCUCAAGCCGCCACUUCCGUAAAUUCGACACCAACUGAUAUGAUAGUCAAUCAUUUCAUUAGAAAUAGUCCGCAGGGCAUCUGACGAAGAGGGACGUUAAAUUUUCCCUUGGCCCCCUCCACUUUUCAACCUGCGUCGGAGCCAAUGGUCCGUUAUAAAGGUAAUUCGAAAUGUAGUACUGUACUGUACUCGAAAGGUAGUACUGUACUCGAAAGUAAUGCUUCAGACAACCUAAUCGAAAAACCACCUUCUUUCGAAACAAGAAAUAUAAACCUUGAAUUUUAUCUGAUAGGAUUCAAUUGUUUGGUUGCGCCUAGUGGUCUUGGAGAAUGGCUAUCAAAACAAG
Molecule: messenger RNA, 6978 nt
Organism: Rhopilema esculentum
Lineage: Eukaryota; Metazoa; Cnidaria; Scyphozoa; Rhizostomeae; Rhizostomatidae
Product: DNA excision repair protein ERCC-6
Biological process (GO): transcription-coupled nucleotide-excision repair
Cellular component (GO): nucleus
Molecular function (GO): ATP-dependent activity, acting on DNA; ATP binding
Source: RefSeq, a predicted model, not a curated record